Baudoinia panamericana UAMH 10762 is the source of this 1059-nucleotide messenger RNA. RefSeq lists its product as uncharacterized. The record is from RefSeq and is a predicted model, not a curated record. The transcript has a single exon. NCBI's taxonomy places the organism in Eukaryota, Fungi, Ascomycota, Dothideomycetes, Mycosphaerellales, Teratosphaeriaceae. The annotation marks the transcript as partial.
AUGGAUCAUGAAAGCCUUCGCACCGCAUCUACAUAUUUGAACAACUUGCUGCUUGCGCGGGGUCUACUCCGCAACAGUGAAACGAUCGACUUCGUCAAGCCGUCGAAAGAAAGCCGCGCGCAGAUCAUCAACCUCGUGCACGACCUCAUACUGCGUGAAGACCGUAACAAGGAGCAGCGCGAGCAUGUCGCGAACACCGUCCGCGCUCUCCGAACUGAGGAUGCGCGAAAGACCACCGAGAUUGAGAAGUUGAAGGAGAAGUGCGAGGCUUUGGCGCGAGAUGCGGUACAGGCACGCACCGCAGAGCGCACGGCGAAGGAGGAGUGUAAGAAGGUCGAGCGAGCUAUGAAGAGUCUACAAGAUCAGGCGGGCAAGCUGAAGGCGAGUCUCGCGCAGGUGAAGACGCAAUGCGCGAAUGAUGUCCGUAAGCGAGAUUCAGAGCUGGCGCGGCUAAAGACGCACCUCCAGGGCCAGCAACGAGGCAACAAGGUUGGCGUAACGGCGCCGAGCAUCACCAUUGUAGGUGGCGCGCGGGCCAAGCCAGCUUUCGACGCUUCGGUCCAUGACCUCCGCGACCCGGCGUACAGUUUAAAGCAAGAGACGACCGAGUUCCUGACUCAGCUAAGCCAAAGCCUGAGCGAUGAGAAUGACAGCCUGAUAUCGCUCGUGCGCGGUGCGCUAGAGACACUGCGCGAGCUGCUUGGCGUGUCUGCCAAUCAUGCAAAACAUCCAGACAGUGCCGUUGGCAGUAUGGGUAGCGACCAAGGCAGCAGGCAGACCAACGGCCAGAUGCUGCACGCACUACCAACUUCAUACGAAACUUUAGCCGCGGAUGUAGAAAGUGCCCUGACAGAGCUCAAAACGAUCCUCAGUAACCCAAGCUUCGUGAAUGUGGAGGAAGUCGAGGUGCGCGACGAGGAGAUUGCUCGCUUACGUGAAGGCUGGGAGCGGAUGGAGGCAAGGUGGAAGGAUGUCCUGCUGAUGAUGGAGAGCUGGCGCCGGAGAGUGGAUACCGGCGACACAAUCAAUCUUGACGAUCUCCGGAUGGGUAUGGGCCUG